Molecule: messenger RNA, 1265 nt
Organism: Ceratosolen solmsi marchali
Lineage: Eukaryota; Metazoa; Arthropoda; Insecta; Hymenoptera; Agaonidae
Product: protein phosphatase 1 regulatory subunit 7
Exons: 4
Coding region: 282-1196 (304 amino acids)
Molecular function (GO): protein binding
Source: RefSeq, a predicted model, not a curated record
AAAGAAUAGUAUAGAGAGAAAGCGCGAGUGCGAUACAGUGGUUUUUUAAAAUUAAUUGUAGCUUUUUCAUUAAGUCGUAUUCGGCGUUGUCAUAUAUUCUAUAUAAUUUAUUGAAUUGUGAAAUUGAAAUGUCAAUGAAUGGUGAGGAAUGAAUUUGAGCCAAUCAAUUGUAUAAGCAUACAAUACUCUCAAUAUUAAAGAAUUAAUGAAGCAAAAGGUUAUGAAAUUAUAGAAUAAAUUUAUUACUUUCAGAAGAUAGCAGGAGCGAAGCAUCAAUAAAUAUGGAAAAUGAUAAUGAGAAUGCUGAAUCGGAAGAUGCUGAAAAAAUAAUGAUAAUAGAUCCGGAAAGCGAAGAAUUGGACUUCAACCAUUCUCGUUUGACAAAAUUAGAAAAUUUGGAACCGUUAACUAAAAUAAAGAAAUUGUGCUUUACUUGGAAUUUAAUCAAAAAGAUUGAAAAUCUAAAUAGUUUGCAAACAUUGGUUGAAUUAGAAUUGCGAGAUAAUCAAAUCACUGUUAUAGAAAAUUUGGACAACCUUGUAAAUUUACAAGUGUUAGACUUAUCGUUUAAUCGUAUAAGGAAGAUAGAAGGGUUAACAAAUUUAUUGAAAUUACAAAAGUUAUUUAUUUCAUCCAAUAAAAUUACAAAAAUUGAAAAUUUGGCUCAUUUAAAGAAUUUAAAUAUGCUUGAGUUGGGAGAUAAUAAAAUUCGAGAAAUAGAAAACUUGGAAGGACUAGAUAAUUUAACAAAUUUAUUUUUGGGAAAAAAUAAAAUAUCAAAAAUUCAAAAUUUAAGCAGUUUAAAACAGCUGGAAUUACUAAGUUUACAAAGUAAUCGAAUCGUGUGCAUUGAAAAUUUAACCGAACUCAACAAAUUAGAACAGCUAUAUUUAUCGGAAAAUGGAUUGACGUGUAUUGAAGGCAUUGACAACUGUCCUAAAAUAUUAACUCUUGAUGUUGCAAAUAAUAAAAUUAAAAAAAUCACAAACAUAGAACAUCUCACUGUAUUGGAAGAAUUUUGGAUAAACAAUAACGAGAUCGAGGAUUGGGCUACGGUUGAAAAUUUAGCAUCAAAUAAGAAGUUACAAACAGUAUAUUUUGAGCACAACGCCAUUACAAAGGAUCCAAACUAUCGAAGAAAAAUUAAAUUGAUUUUACCUUGGCUAACGCAGUUGGAUGCUACGUUAUGUAGAUGAGAUGAUUUUUCUCUUUUAACUAAAAUAAUCAAAUUUAACAAAGUAGGAUUAAGACGACUACGAAUUUUA